AUGAUAAAAGAUUCAACAGAACCAAUGAAUUAUGAUGGAGCAUAUAGUACUGUUAUGGUACAUGUUGCGAUAUUUGCAGCACAUUCAUUAGAUAUAUUUGCAACAUCAAAUUCAUGUAAAAUAGCUGAUUAUUCAGAUUUAUGUGUUUUAAAUCGCUUAAAUCAAUAUGAAUGUUUGAGUGCGUUUAACACAAAAAUUCAGAACGACAGUCGAGCAGGUAGUGAAAAUAUCAAUCUUGUUGAACAUGAAAGUGCUUUACAAUGUCAUUGUGUACGUGGUGAAUGUGUUUAUCAUGUUGAUGAAGAUUCCGGUCAUCGAUAA
Messenger RNA from Rotaria sp. Silwood1, 321 nucleotides. The record is from the annotation of a GenBank genome assembly. NCBI's taxonomy places the organism in Eukaryota, Metazoa, Rotifera, Eurotatoria, Philodinida, Philodinidae.